AUGUCAUCAUCUUUAUCUGGACAUGAUGAUGAUGGAAUGGAUCGUGCCAUGAAUUUGACCAUCUCAACCUCUCCAAGUGGUCAACAAGAAAUUCCAAAACUCAUAGUUCCAUCCUCCUCUUCCUCCUCUUUAUCAUUGAAUAUCAUCACCAACACGACAAAGAACAUUCCAUCAUCCCAUUCACCAGUGACACCCACUUCCAACAACAACACUCUCGGAUCCAAUCACACGAGACAUCGAAGACUACCCAGUAGUUUUCUUCUUCCCUCAACAACGACAACAACAACAACAACACCGACCACACCAACAACGUCGACUCCAUCCUCUACUACCUCCCAUCACACCUCCCCCUUUGAUCAUCAUCAUCAUUCAACAACGAGUACUUCUUCCAUCAGCAAUAAUAAACACAAUAAAAACACCAACACCAACACUCUAGGCUCAUCAAGGGUGAAUACACCACCCCAACAAGAACAGCCUUCCUCUCUGACCCCAACAAGAACACCACCACCUCCAAACAUUAACACUCUACCACCAUUCAAUGCAUUAUUCAACAGCACAGAGCCAUCAUCAUCUUCGGAACAAGAAGAACCCUUUCGAAGAAUUCAAUCAUCACUUCCUCCUCUUCACUUAUUAUCAUCAUCAGCUCCAUCAAACAUGAUGUUAGGCUCAGUUGGUGAGCCUACUACUGCUACUACUAUUACUACUACUACUACUAAUCAUCAUACCACCUCUACUACAAUGAAUAUUACUGCAACAAACAAUGGUCAAGGCUCAUCUUCCUCUCAUCCAAAUUCUCGUCAUUCCUAUUCCAAUUCCAAUUCUGCAGCAGCUGCAUCUACCUCCUUCUCCAAUAAUGUUGAAUACUACCAUCCUCAUAUGGCCAUGUUCAUUAAACGUAAAUUUGAUGAAGAUGAAGAAUAUCUCAUAUAUUCCUAUCCUAAUGAAAUUACUUCUCCGAAUAUUCAUAUUCGAUCUUUGAAAGAAUUGAGAGGAACUCUACACUCUGUAUUCGGAGAAUGUAAUGAUAUAUUGAAUGAAGAAGUGAGAUUUUGCUAUUUGACUCCCACUGGAAGAAGUGUGAGUGGUCAUAGUAAUGGUGGUAAUGGUAUUUAUGCAAACAGUCCUGCUUUUACAUGGGCAGGUAUGGACUCCAACAGUAGUGCUCUCAUUCAUGGAUCUUCAGGAGCUGGAGGUGGUCAUACUUCUUCUCCUCUCUUGGGUGCUUCAACACUUCCUGCAUCGACAAGUCCACUCUCAGGAUUACUCUCAGGAUCAUCACCUCAUCAUCAUCCUCACUCGUCGUCGCAUUCAUCUGUACCACCACAGCCACAACAACCACAAUCACUACCACCACCACCCUCCUCUUCUUCAGUACCAUCUUCCAGUGGUGGCGGUGGCGGUGGUGGUGGCCUGCUAGAGAGUCAUUUAAUGGCAGCCUCUUCACAACCCAAUGAAACGAAUUUAUUGGAACAACCUUCACCUCCCAAAGCAUCUCUUCUUGAAUUUUUACAAGAAUCAAGAAUGAAUCCAUCUCUAGUGUCAUCACCUCCUAUCGGUGAAAAUACCAACUCGAAUAUUAUUUAUUUGAGAGAAACUAUUGAAAAAAACAAGAGACCUCUCAUUGUUACCUAUAAGGUUCUUAAACAGUAUAUAUUUUUAUUAUAUUUACCAAUACCUUCUGAUUAUAGUUAUGGAAAUGUCAUGAAAUUGGUUUAUGAACAAUAUGUGAAUGAAUUAUUUGAAUUUUUAGAUUUUAUUUAUCAAGACGUUGAAGAGAUUAUUUCAAACAUUUCAGAUUAUCAAUCUCAAUUAGAUACUAUAUUUAAUAGAUUUUUUGAAAUGGUAUUCCAUGAUCGAGAUUUCAGUUUUGUUAAUAGUUUUCAGGAUGGAUUUGUGAAAUUUCAACCAUCGUUUCACAUUACUCAAACCAUCGAUGCUGAAUUGUCGAAUUUAGAAACAAUUAUGAAAGAAGAUUGUUUUAAUAUUGGAACAUGUUUAAUCUAUAAGGGUUUAUUACAAUUAUCUCAUCUUCCAAAGAAUAUUACAAAACAAGUGAUUAGAUAUUUGACUCACUUUAAUAUUAUUCAUCGAGCUCAAGAUUCACCAGAAAUGGUAAUUAUUGAAAAAGUUUUUAUUAAGGAACAAGUGAACCCAUUUGGAUUACUCUCUGUGAAUGACUCAGUAUCGACUCAUGACAAUGGAUAUGACUAUUUAUUGUCAGUUAUUACUCAAGGCGAAAAGUUAAUGUGUAGCGUUUUAUAUGCAAAGAGAUAUCCUCAAUCGUAUUACGAAGGUGAUUUGUAUUAUGUGGAUGAAAUGAGAACAUGUUUACUUCAAUUAGAAAAGAAAGGUAUAUUCAGUCAAAUUAGAAGUCAAUUCAAGACCUCUCAUUCUCUCGCAAAUGUACUAUCUAUUCCUACUGUAUCUAUUACGAACAAUUCUGAUUCUCAAAGAGAAGGUGGUGGAGGUGGUUCUAUGAAUGACUCUUCAAGUGGUGGCAGUAGUGGUAGUAGUGGUAGCGUCAGUAGUAACAACAGUGGUGCUCAUUCGUAUGACCCUUCUAAUUACGCCAAUUAUAACAUGAAGCAUUUUGUGACCCAAGGUCCAUAUAACGUGCUGCUUGGUUAUGUGGUACAUUCGAAUUCGAAUGGUCUGAUUUUAUUCCACAAUAGCCACAAUUCAUCCAUUGCAUCCGUCUUCUCGUUGAAAUGUCAGGUAAUCAGACAAGUUUUGCAUAGUAAGAGAAUGAUUGCCAAUGGUUCACAAGAUUUUGAUCAAAUUGUGGAGUUUGGUAUUCAUAUUGACCACAGAGUUCCUCUAGUUGGUACUAGUGUUGCACAAGUUGGAUAUUGGAUUUGUGGAAGAAUGAAUGACAAGCUGGAUGAGUUCUAUGUUUGUUAUGAAGAUUCUAUUCCACAAGAGGUGGUUGAGUUGUCUUAUAGAUUAUAUAGUCGUUUGUACAUCUAG
Naegleria lovaniensis is the source of this 2967-nucleotide messenger RNA. RefSeq lists its product as uncharacterized. Bases 1 to 2967 code for a protein of 988 amino acids. NCBI's taxonomy places the organism in Eukaryota, Heterolobosea, Eutetramitea, Acrasida, Naegleriidae. Gene Ontology annotation, cellular component: cilium; cytoplasm. The transcript has a single exon. The record is from RefSeq and is a predicted model, not a curated record. Gene Ontology annotation, biological process: cilium assembly; establishment of planar polarity; vesicle-mediated transport.